AUGCCGUCAAGAAACUCCAUUGUUCCCAAUUUAGAUCUCAGCUCUUCCACCUUACAGACAAGUGCGAAGAUCUUGUCUCCACUAACCCCCGGCGCCCAAAGCUCGGACGGACAGAGUCCUUUGACACCGCGCUCUCCUAAGUCUUCGUCUAGUUCACCUUUCCUCAAAGGAGCCACAAUUCGACCUGUCGCCCAGGAGUCCAAUAGCAAGUCGAGCAGUCCUACCUUCCCGGUAUCUCCAAGUCUUGCUACGGAACCUCCUACCCCGGGCUUCACGGCUAUUCCUCAGUACCCCCCCUCACCCAAGGACUCUCCAAAGCACAGCCGCGAUCCUUCGCGAUCCUUCUUCGCAACUCUCAAGGCACCGAAGACUUCGCAUAAAGGCCAGGUAUCAGACAGUUCGGAAAAUUCGGGGGACAAGCCCAAGAGUCGCGGUAGUUCGAGAGAUCGCAAGACACAGAUCUCAUCCAAGCUAUACGAAUCGACACCAGAUCUUCCUAGUGCUAUCGAGCGUGCCACACAGGAGGAGACCAACGGAAACAUCUCUGAAGAAAAAUAUUUCCACCCAGCAGACAUCAAGAAAGUGGGGACUGAGACUGAGACCGGACAGCCUCUUAGGAAAAAUAAGCCACGAUUUGCCAACCUUCUCUCCCGAUCUCGCUCAAUCAGGGUAGACGACUCUACUGUAAACAGAAUAGCAAAUCGCCGUCCAUCUACCAGCCUCAUGAGACUCGAAGAAAACGGUAGACGGGAGAUGCAGGAGACACAAAAAACAACGUCAACACGGCCAGAGCGGGGGAACAAGAGCACAGCGAAUUCAGCACAUCGCAAUCAUGGCUCCGAUCGUUCUGUGGAAAUCAGUGGUGGUCCUAUCAGGAAGGACAGACACCAUGGAGGGUCGAUGGUGCCGUCCGCUUCCUUGAGUCAAGUGUCUGGUGCUUCAGCAGCACUCUUCAACAAUAUCAAGCAAUCCUCGAGCGGCGCCGCAGAUCGGAUCGGUAAGGCGGGCAAAGGUUUUUUUGGCAAAAUCACUCGGAGCGGUAGCACGAAUGAGCGGGAUCUCAUUACCGAUGACAACUAUAUCUGCUCUGUGAUCAAUUUACCGCUCAUUGAACAAGCGCGACGAACUCGCAUAGCGAAGCGACUCGAAGACUGCAAAGACAAAACAGAGUUCUGGAUGCCGGCUCUACCAUAUCGCUACCUAAACUUUAAAGGAUGCGAAGAGGAAGGACUCUAUCGAGUCCCAGGUAGUGGGAAAGAAGUAAAGCAUUGGCAACGACGUUUCGAUACAGAAUAUGAUAUCAAUCUUUUUGACGUGCCGGAUUUGUAUGACAUCAACACCAUUGGCUCUAUGUUCAAGGCUUGGCUUCGAGAGCUGCCUGAUGAGCUUUUCCCUAAGGAAAUUCAAGCCAUGAUCGCAGAGAAAUGCGAAGGGGCAACUACUGCUCCUCAGAUGCUAAAGGAUGAGCUCUCCAAAUUGCCACCGUACCACUAUUACCUUCUCUUUGCCAUUACCUGUCAUCUGAACCUUCUCCAUUCAUAUGUGGAACAAAACAAGAUGGACUAUCGCAACCUCUGCAUAUGCUUUCAGCCCUGCAUGAAAAUAGAUGCGUUCUGCUUCAAUUUCCUUGUCUGUGACUGGAAGAACUGCUGGCAAGGUUGCUGGACUGAGAAAGAGUACCUCCAGGCAGAAAAAGAAAUGGAUGACAAAGAGAAGGCAACGCAAUCAAGAGAGAAUUUGUCUCAAGUAUCUCCUCAAGCAUCAACCGUGGAUGAAAGAGCCAUAUCUUCGUCGGGUAGCAGCCAACUUGCCGUGGAAGAGGAACCGCCUCGCACCGAGACCGCAAAGCCCUUGAAGCAAAAGCCCAAGAACAUUGAGACAACCCAUACUAGGAGUGUCUCUCAGCUUCCAGAACUUGGACCUCCACUUUCGCCCAUUCGGAUAUGA
Messenger RNA from Aspergillus tanneri, 1947 nucleotides. RefSeq names its product putative Rho GTPase activator (Bem2). Gene Ontology annotation, biological process: regulation of GTPase activity; signal transduction. NCBI's taxonomy places the organism in Eukaryota, Fungi, Ascomycota, Eurotiomycetes, Eurotiales, Aspergillaceae. The coding region runs from base 1 to 1947 and encodes 648 amino acids. The record is from RefSeq and is a predicted model, not a curated record. Gene Ontology annotation, cellular component: cytoplasm. The transcript has 4 exons.